AUGGGAACAGGGCUGCGCAGCCAGUCCUUGCGAGGACCGCGGCAUUCCUAUGGGAAGCUGCAGGAGUCCUGGGGAAGGCCGGUGGAGGGCCGGCUCCGCCGGGCGCUGAGCCUCAGGCAGGGGCGUGAGAAGUCCUGGUCCCAAGGCCUUGAUGGAGGAACAGAAGGGCUGAAAGUCCCUAGUCAGAAGGGGCAGCCCGAGCGGAGUGUGGGGGACACGGAGCAGCUGAUCCAAACCCCGCCCAGAGGCAGCCGGUGGUGGCUGAGGCAAUGCCGGCAGCAGGUGAGGAGAAAGUGGGACAGCUUCGUCACCAGCUUCCCCAGCGUGACCCUGAGUCGGCCAGCCUCCCCGAAGCCCCCACGGGACAGCAGCUAGAGGUGCUGGAAAUAUGGUGGCCCUUGCUGCGCCCCAGGGACCAGCCUCUUCACGGCUCCUGUGGACUGUGUGCUCCAGCCUUCCUCACGUGGCCGGAGAAGGCCUCUGUCACCAGCCCACCAGAGCCCCGUGUUGCUGCCUGCCUUGACUCUGUCCUUCCCGCCCCAAGCCCGGCUCUCAGCAGAGACCCCUGGGCUGAGCAGAAGGUGCUCGGUUCUGCCCUUGGACUAGGAAGCCCGUGAAGGUCUCAGGAAUCUGCUCGGAAGUGGCAGCUUCAGUGUCCCCAGCCCCACACAAGGCCUGUCAUCCACUUCAAGACAGAGCUUGGUGAAGCCAGGGCUCAGGGGUCCCUCACAGACGUGGAGCCCUGGAGUGCAAGAACCGCUCUGGAUGGUCCUCAGUGUUGGGCACUCUGAGAGGCCCAUGCCCAUG
Sciurus carolinensis (gray squirrel) is the source of this 807-nucleotide messenger RNA. RefSeq names its product chromosome 11 C11orf86 homolog (gene C11H11orf86). The record is from RefSeq and is a predicted model, not a curated record. The coding region runs from base 1 to 375 and encodes 124 amino acids. NCBI's taxonomy places the organism in Eukaryota, Metazoa, Chordata, Mammalia, Rodentia, Sciuridae. The transcript has 2 exons.